Messenger RNA from Hepatospora eriocheir, 1323 nucleotides. NCBI's taxonomy places the organism in Eukaryota, Fungi, Microsporidia, Hepatosporidae. The record is from the annotation of a GenBank genome assembly.
AUGUUUUUGGUUGUUUCAAGUAUUAUGGCCGAUACAAAUGGAGGUUCAAGCGAUUCAAGCAACAAGAAGAUAAUAUUGAUUAUAAUUGGUAUUAUAACAGCACUUAUUGUAAUAAGUUUAAUAGCAGGAAUUUUUAUGAGAGGAGGAAGUGGUUUAAGUAAAGAAGCACACAAAGAAAAAUCAAAGUUAAGUCAAAAGAGUAAAAGUAGCAAUGGUAAUUUAAAGAAUGAGAAUAAUUCAUUAGAUGAUAAGGACGUACCAGUAGAAAAUCCUAAUAUUUAUUCAGGACAAUCUAAUUCUAAACUGAUUAGCUUUGAUGGUUAUGAAAGAAUGAAUUUAAGAGGAAUGUCACCUUAUGAUGGUUCAUUUAGUGAAUUAAAGAAGAGUUCUAAUAAAUCUAAGAGUUCUAAUAAAUCAAAGACUUCUGAUAAUAAAGAGUCUAAAUUAAAGAAGAAAUCUGAAAAUAAGUCUAAAUUAAAGAAAAGUUCAGAUGAUAAGAAAUCAAAAGCUAAAAAGUCAGAAGAUAAGAAAUCUAAAUUGAAGAAGAGUUCUAAUAAGAAAUCAAAAUCUAAAAAUUCUGAUGAUAAGAAAUCAAAAUUAAGUAAGAAUAGUUCUUUAUCACCUGAAGAAAAUAAUUCAAAUUCAAAUAAUUCAACAAAGUAUGAAGAGAUGAAAUCUAAUUUAUUAAAGAAAGAUUCUAAAGACAAAUCUAAAGCUAAGAAUUCUUCUUCAGAUGAUGAGAAAGAUUCUAAAGAUAAAUCUAAAUUAUUAAGUUCUUCAGAUGUUGAUGAUAAGAAAGAUUCAAAAGACAAAUCUAAAUUAUUGAGUUCAUCUUCUGGUGAUAAGAAAGAUUCUAAAGAUAAGUCUAAAGCUAAGAGUUCAUCUUCUGAUGAUAAGAAAGAAAAGUCUAAAUUAUUAAGUUCAUCUGAUGAUGAUAAGAAAGAUUCAAAAGACAAAUCUAAAGCUAAGAGUUCAUCUUCUGAUGAUAAGAAAGAAAAGUCAAAUAAUAAGAGUAGUUCUAAGUUAAAGAAGGAUUCUAAAAGUUCUAAAUUGAAAAACUGUGAAAGGAAGAGAGAUGUUGAAUGUACAAAAUUGAAAGGUGAAGAUAAGAAAAAGGAUUCUAAAUUAAAGAAGAGUAGCAGUGGUGAGAAAUCUAAAGUUAAAAAUUCUGAUGAUAAAGAAAAUAAAAAAUCUAAAUUAAAAGAUAAGAAUAAAGAAGAGAAAGAAAAUGAAAACAAGUCAUCUUUAAGUAAUAAAACAACUUCAAAGAAUAGUUCACUUAUGCAAUCAGAACUAACUGCUAAUCCAUUUAUUGAAGUUUAA